AUGUAUUCAUUUGAAGGUAACUAUAGGUUGAAGCGAACUGUUAAUCUUGGAGGAAAACAAAAAGAAAGUAAAGAGCUUUUAUUGAGGAAAGUUGCAAAUGAUAGAAAAAAAAGAGAUAAUGAGCGCCGUAGACAUAAUGCUGCUAUCUUAUUACAGAAAAUUAUACGUUCCAGAAUAGUUAUGAAACAUGUUAAGGAUACGUUUCGCCUUGAUUUUGAUCAUGAUAUUUUAAAAUAUAAGUCUACCUUGAAUUUUUCAGAAGAUCUUUUUUUAAAAAAUAUCAAAAGAUUGAUAUUUUUUUAUCAAUUAAAAAACGAUUUUUACAGAUUGUAUGAAAUUGUAGAUAUUAUUUCAAGAUAUAUUGAUUUUGGAGAUAUGUCUUUUUUUCAUGUUUUUCCUAGUAUUUCUUCUUGGGUUACAUGUCGUUUUGGUGGUAUUUUGAUAGAAACUUUAAAUUUUACUAGUGAUAUUAUGUUUCAUAAAAAAAUUUUUGGGCUUUUACCUGAUCUUGCUUGUUCGAAUGUUUUUUUAAUUAGUUCUGGUUAUUAUAAAGAGCUUUGUCUUUAUAUCUGUAAAAAUGAAACAUCUUUCACUCCUUCUAUUAUGUCGCUUUUUUUCAAAACUAUUAUGAAUCCUUUAAAACAUUUUCUUAUGUCUGAAUACUUAGUACAAAAAAUAGUGUUAUCUGAAUUCAUUGUGAAUUUUUUUGUUUUAACUAAAAAAUAUGAUGACUUGUUGGACUCUGUGAUAUAUCAACUUAAGCUUUUUUUUUCUAAUAUUAUAUUUUUGCGUAUUAUAUUAGAUAUAAACUUUGAAUGUUUUUUAGAGCAAGAGCUUUUAUGGAUAUUACAUAAUAUAUUGUUAUAUGUAGUAGAUUCGGAUAAGAAACGAUUGAUUUUAUCUUCCUUUGAUGAAAUAGAUUUAUAUUCUCGCUGUGUUAGUGAAAUUUUGAUGCAAAUAUUUAAAAAAGUCAGAGUUCCUAUGGAAUCAUAUCAUUAUGAUAAUUCUGAUAAUGAAAGUAUUGAUAAUGUACAGUCGAUAACGAAUUAUAAAAUUGUUUCCGAGAAACUAUUUUUUGAAUUAAAUCUUACUUUUAUUUUUUCGACUGAGCAUAUUGCUGAAAUUAUCGCUUAUGUUUCUCCUUCUACUGUUGUCAGUAUUUCUAAAUUCUUUGUGAUGUUGAUGGAGAUUUGGCCUUCUAAAAAAUCAGAAAUAAUGACGCAGCUUGUUAUUAUUUCUACUGAUACUGAUGAACAUAAAAAUAUAAAUAUUUUAUUUGUAUUAUGGGAGAGAGUUAAAUUAAAUAUAGCGGGACUUCAAAUUAUAGAAAAUAUAGAUGUUUGUAAAAAUAAUAUUUUUUCCACGUGGAAUGAUGAAUGGUAUACUAUGCUUCUUUUAUUUGAGUUAUAUUCUCGAAUUUUAAUGACUAUGAUCGAUGAGGAGUUUAUUGAUCUUAUAAAAAAAAAUCAUGCUUUUUAUGAUAUACGGAUUUUGGUUGAUUUCUUGAAAGAUUUGUCUUAUGCACUUUAUUGUUAUAAUGAAUAUUCUGAAACACAACUUUAUGUUUAUGAUAUAAAUUGGCUUAAUAUUGUUCGCUUACGCAACGUUGUUACAAGAUUGAUACAUCAGUUAUUUAUUCGGGAUUCUCGGAAACAGUUUUUUCCACAUGAUUAUUGGUUAAUGACUAAUCGAUUUGAUAUGUCUAUAUUCAUGCCUUUUGUUAUUUCUGAAAUGAUAAAAAAUCAUGAAAAUUAUAACAAUAAGCAAUUACCGAAUUCUUUUUUUGGAAAUGAAGGUGAUAAUACUCUUUUUUCUAUGAAUAUUUUGAGAGAUUUUCCUUUUUAUCUUCCUUUUUCUGUUAGAAUGCAUAUAUUAAGAAAUUUAAUUGAUUAUGAUAUGGAUAAAUUUGGGCAUUCUGAUUCUUGGAAUAUAAUAAAUAGGUUUUAUGUAACAAUUAGACGUAAUAAUAUAUUUAAUGAUGGAUUCGAAUCAUUGUAUACUAUUGGUAAGGAUAUUAAGAAGCCAAUUAAUAUUGUUUUUAUCGAUCAAUAUGGGCUGCCUGAGGUUGGAAUAGAUGGUGGAGGCAUAACAAAAGAAUUUUUAACAUGUAUCUGUAAACAAGCUCUUGAUGUGAAUUUUGGUUUAUUUCAUGAAACCUCUGAGCACAUGUUGUAUCCUAACCCUCAUUCAUAUGCUUGUGAAUCAUCUCAGCUUCAAUGUUUUGAGUUUUUGGGAAAAUUAAUUGGGAAAUGUAUAUAUGAGUCUGUUCUUCUUGAUGUUACAUUUGCUCCUUUUUUUUUGACAAAGAUUUUGGGGAAAAAAAGUUAUUUGGAUGAUUUAGUAAUAUUGGAUUUCGAAUUAUAUAAAGGACUGAUGUUCUUGAAGCGAUAUACUGGUGAUGUUCAAAAUGAUUUUUCCCUUAAUUUUACUAUUAUUGAGCAAGAGUUUGGGAAGACUACUACUAUAGAAUUAAUACCUGGUGGUUCAGACAUUUCUGUAACAAAUACAAAUCGUUUACAGUAUAUAUAUACAAUGGCUGAUUAUCGGCUUAAUAAGGUUAUUUCGAAGCAAAGUUAUGCUUUUGCUAAAGGGUUGUUUGAUAUUAUUGAUAUUAAAUGGUUAUCAAUGUUUAGUAGUCAAGAAUUACAAAAAAUAAUUGGAGGUUCAUCUUUACCCAUAGAUAUAGAUGAUUUACGUAAUAAUUCUGUUUAUGGGGGGUUUCAUGAUAAUGAUCCUACUAUUGAACUUUUUUGGAGUGUUCUUUAUGAAUUUUCUGUUUUUGAACGUCAAACAUUUUUAAAGUUUGUUACUAGCGUAUCAAGACCGCCUCUUUUAGGUUUUAAAGAUUUAAAACCUUUGUUUUGUAUUCGUGAUGGUGGUGAUGAUACUAAUAGGCUUCCUACAGCAUCUACUUGUAUUAAUCUUUUGAUUCUUCCAAGGUACAAUGAUAAAGCUACUAUGAAAAGGUAA
Molecule: messenger RNA, 2970 nt
Organism: Pneumocystis carinii B80
Lineage: Eukaryota; Fungi; Ascomycota; Pneumocystomycetes; Pneumocystales; Pneumocystaceae
Exons: 13
Coding region: 1-2970 (989 amino acids)
Biological process (GO): protein polyubiquitination; ubiquitin-dependent protein catabolic process
Molecular function (GO): ubiquitin protein ligase activity
Source: RefSeq, a predicted model, not a curated record